AUGGCGGCGGACCUGCCCAAGGUGAAGAGUCCGUCACAGCUUGCCCAUGUCUUUCUGAAAACGCAGAAAAAGGACGAGAUGGUGGCCUUUUGGAAGGCGUUUCUCGGCGGCACCGUACCUUACGAAGACGAAGUCAUGGCAUUUGUAGCUUACGAUGAGGAACACCAUCGCAUCGCCAUCGGACAGAUGCCUCAUACUACGCCCAAGGUUUUCAGCAGCAGUGGCCUCCAGCAUAUUGCCUUUACCUACGACGGUCUGGACGAUCUGGUUCUGGCCUACAAACAACGACUACAGCUCGGAAUGCGUCCGGUGUGGUGUGUGAAUCAUGGCCCCACGACUUCGAUCUACUACGAAGACCCGGAUGGAAACCAUAUCGAGACCCAAGUGGAUAAUUUCGCAACUCCCAACAAAGCCACCGAAUACAUGCUUACUCCAUCAUUUCGCGAAAACCCUAUUGGCACUGAUUUCAACCCCGAAGAGCUCCUUCGCCGCCUUGAGUCGGGAGAAGAUCACUGGUCGAUCAAGGAAAGAGUGAAUAGUGGCCCACGUACUGCACCUCCGGCCGUCAUGUUAGGGUUGAAGUAG
Exophiala aquamarina CBS 119918 is the source of this 585-nucleotide messenger RNA. RefSeq lists its product as uncharacterized. The record is from RefSeq and is a predicted model, not a curated record. The transcript has a single exon. Lineage: Eukaryota; Fungi; Ascomycota; Eurotiomycetes; Chaetothyriales; Herpotrichiellaceae. The coding region runs from base 1 to 585 and encodes 194 amino acids.